Messenger RNA from Vombatus ursinus (common wombat), 2158 nucleotides. RefSeq names its product RAB19, member RAS oncogene family (gene RAB19). The record is from RefSeq and is a predicted model, not a curated record. Bases 263 to 916 code for a protein of 217 amino acids. Lineage: Eukaryota; Metazoa; Chordata; Mammalia; Diprotodontia; Vombatidae. Gene Ontology annotation, molecular function: GTP binding; GTPase activity. The transcript has 6 exons.
UGGGGGACAGAACUACGCUUCCCACCGAGCAAUGAGAACAGUGGAAGGGGGUUAAAGACAAGGAAAGAAAACUAAAGAAAAAUCAAUACCUGCUGGCACAGGUGAGAAAAAACAGGCAAUUGGGGUUAAGUGACUUGCCCCGGGGUCACACAGCUACCUGGUGUUGCCCUUGGCUGCUAGAUAUCUCUGCUUGCAAAUCGAGUGUUUGCUGGCUGGGAUGAUUUCUAGAUUCUUUUGAUGUCUUCAUUAUGCCCUAAGAACCAUGCAGUUUUCCAGUUUCGUCCGGGCACCAGAUGAGACUUUUGACUAUUUGUUCAAGAUCAUCCUCAUUGGAGACUCGAAUGUGGGAAAGACUUGCGUGGUGCAACACUUUAAAUCUGGAUUCUAUACAGACACACAACAGAAUACAAUUGGUGUGGACUUCACUGUGCGCUCUCUUGAGAUAGAUGGGAAAAAAGUGAAGAUGCAGGUAUGGGACACUGCUGGUCAGGAGCGAUUCCGGACAAUAGCCCAGAGCUACUAUAGAAGUGCGAAUGCUGCCAUCAUUGCCUAUGACCUGACAAGGCGAUCCACAUUUGAAUCUGUUCCUCACUGGAUCCAUGAAGUAGAAAAAUACGGGGCAGCAAAUUUGGUCACAAUGCUUAUUGGGAACAAGGCUGACCUAUGGGAUAAACGUCAUGUUCUUUUUGAAGAUGCUUGCACUCUGGCAGAGAAACAUGGCCUUCUCGCAGUUCUGGAGACUUCAGCUAAAGAGUCCAAGAACAUUGAGGAAGUGUUCAUACUAAUGGCAAGGGAGCUGAUUGCCAGGAAUGACCUCAACUUUUAUGGGGAGGGUCUACAGAACAAUUUCCUCUUGGAUUCUAGUCCAAUUCUCAUAACUUCAAGUCCAAGUUCAAAGAACCACUGCAAUUGUUAAAAGGGGGAGAAACAAAAGGGGAGGUAGCGUGUGCUGUUAGAGAGGCAAUCUUUGAAACCCAAAUUAGUCAGAAAUCUGGUUAUCCAGUAUGUUAGGUUUUAGAACUUGGAGUGGAUAUUCUGUUAUUCUCUUUCGAUUACCCAAGGCUUCCUUCCAGCAUGCAUGGUCACUACUUUUGUCCUACUGUAUCAACAAAGAGAAACCUCUUGAGGCCAUCUCCAGUGACUGAAGGAAGUUCGAUUUCAUACAAGUAUUUAUUUCGAGUUUUCUAAGUUCCAGGCAUGGUGCUAGGUGCUGGGAAUACUAAGACAAAACUGAAAUGGGUUCUGCCUUCAAGAAGUUCACAUUCUACCAAGAAAGGCUUCCUUUUAAAGUCAGUAGUUAAGAGGGGCUUUGAAGGAAAUUAAGGAGUCAAAGGGGCAGAAGCCCUUUUUUCCUUACUGUUACUAUUAAAAUGAAGUUUAGUAUUGGGGGUAGGAAGGAUGGAUAAUAGUUCCCCUUCAUUAGCCCUGGCCAAACCCUGGAUCUGGCUUUUGGCCACAGUGUUUUCGUUCAGUGUUGAAGAAAAGGAAGGGCCUACAAAAGUUGGGAGGAAAGUAGAACAGAAUAUCAAGAAAAAGGAAAGGAUAGAAAGCAUAUUCUAGAGUGGCUUGUAUCCACUCACAAGUUGGGUUUGGAUUUUUGUUUUUGUUUUUUUAAUUUUUUUUGGAGGAGAGUGGGGAAUUUAAGUAUAGUGAAAUUGAAGAUAUAAAAUAGCACAACCUUGCUUCACAUUUGUUCUCCUCAUACUCAUCUAAUUCAAGAAACGAUAAAACCAUGAGUACCUGGCCCCUGGAAUUGAAGCUCUUCUUAGCAUAUUUAAUUUGUUUCAUUUCAUUGGGCUUUUUUCUGUUUAUAUCAUUGUAGUCAUUGUUUUCCUGAUCUUGCUUACUUCAGUCUUCUUCAUUUUAUAGGUUUUCUCAUAAUUUUUCAUAGUCCUCUUAUGGACCAGUAAUAUUCACUACAUUGAUGUACCACAACUUGAUUAGUUGUGCUCCAAUCAGUGGACACCUGCCAUAUUUCCAGUUUUUUUUUGCUCCCAGAAAAAAGUCCUACUGUAAAUAUUUUUGUACAUCUAUGACUUUUCUUUCUGCCUUUGAGCUCUUUGGGACUGGUAUAUUCCCAGCAUUGAGAUCUUUGGGUCAAAGAGUAUAAACAUUAAACACACACACACACACACACACACAAAAAAAAAUUCUGUAG